AUGGUGGACAAAUCCGUUCCCCAGCCGGGGCCCGCUCGACUGAGGAGCAAUGCUGGGCCGGAUGAGUGGCUGGAAGCUGCCAAAGACUGCAAAUAUCUGUCAGAACACCACAUGAAGCAGCUCUGCGAGAUUGUAAAGGAGUAUAUGAUGGAAGAGUCGAAUAUCCAGCCUGUUUCUGCUCCAGUCACAAUAUGCGGUGACAUCCACGGCCAAUUUUACGACCUCCUUGAGCUGUUCCGAGUUGCAGGCGGCAUGCCGAAUGAUAGCAAUGUCGAAUCCCCUAGAGCCCCACCCACAAUUAUCACCUCAGACGACCUUGAGCCGCCAUCCACGAUCACAAAUCCGAAAUUAAGAAAAAAAAUAAGGCAAAAUUUUGACGGACCAAACACCGGCGACGCAGAUGAGGGGGGAGCCCCAACACCUGGCCCAGAAGAGAAGUCCGAAGAUACGUCACAUGUGGGCGGUUUACCGAGUGGGAAUUUUAUAUUCUUAGGGGACUAUGUAGAUAGGGGAUAUUUUAGUCUGGAGACAUUGACUUUAUUACUUUGUUUGAAGGCCAAAUACCCAGACAGAAUUACGCUUGUUCGGGGCAACCAUGAAUCCCGACAGAUCACGCAGGUGUAUGGGUUUUACGAGGAGUGUUUUCAGAAAUACGGCAACGCCUCUGUAUGGAAAGCGUGCUGUCAGGUGUUUGAUUUUAUGACACUCGGGGCGAUAGUGGAUGGGAAGGUGCUCUGCGUACAUGGCGGUUUAAGUCCGGAGAUUCGAACUCUAGACCAGGUGCGAGUUGUUGCUAGAGCCCAAGAGAUCCCGCAUGAGGGCGCGUUCUGCGACUUGGUUUGGUCGGACCCAGACGACGUGGAGACAUGGGCGGUAAGCCCUCGGGGGGCCGGCUGGCUAUUUGGUGACAAAGUUGCUGAAGAAUUCUGCCAAGUGAAUGAUCUAACUCUGAUAGCGCGGGCGCACCAACUCGUGAACGAAGGAUACAAGUAUCACUUCCAGAAACAGAACGUGGUAACGGUGUGGAGCGCGCCUAACUACUGCUAUCGGUGCGGUAACAUGGCGUCAGUAUGUGAGAUAGGGGAAGACAUCAAGGUAACAUUCAAACUGUUUUCGGAGGUGCCGGAUGAUCUGAGACAUGUGCCCAAUAUGAAGCCGGGGAAGAGCGAGUAUUUUUUGUAG
Messenger RNA from Paracoccidioides lutzii Pb01, 1182 nucleotides. RefSeq names its product serine/threonine-protein phosphatase ppe1. Gene Ontology annotation, biological process: peptidyl-serine dephosphorylation; G1/S transition of mitotic cell cycle. The transcript is spliced from 4 exons. Gene Ontology annotation, molecular function: protein serine/threonine phosphatase activity. The coding region runs from base 1 to 1182 and encodes 393 amino acids. The record is from RefSeq and is a predicted model, not a curated record. Gene Ontology annotation, cellular component: cytoplasm.